UGAUUUACCUAAUUAACUUUUAUGCUACGCUUGUGUAGUUAAAUAAUUUCAGAAACUUAUAACUAAUUAUUCUCCGCAUAAGUCACAUUGUUCCUCAUAAAGAAAAAAAAUUAAAAUGCAAAAUUCUUCAGUGCUGCAAUUCUAGGGGUCGCCUUUUGUGCAGGAGCAAACAAAAGGUUAGAAAAAAAUAUAUAAAUAAAGAAAAGUGAAGUGAAGUUCUCUGCCCCUCGAGAUUUAACAAUUCAGCCGUUAUCAUUCCUUGCUAAAGUACCGUCCAGUUCAGUACUCCGGCGGUUUCUGCUGAAAGUUAUAGCAACUCCAGUAUAAGAAGAGCUCUCUCACACGCACGCCACCGGUAAUUGUAACCCAGCAAUGCUGAAAUCAACCUUUACUCCCAUUUUCUCAACUUUCCCCACCAAAUCCUUUACAACCCUCCAAAAAUUCCCACCCUUUCCCACCAUAACUAACACAUUCACACAAUCCCCACAACCUGUUCACCAGAAUGCAUCACUCACCGCACCCACCACAAAUCCGUUUCACCAACACGACCAUCCUCCGACUUCAGCUUACAUCCACCUUCCUUUCUGUCGCAAACGCUGCCACUACUGCGACUUCCCGAUCGUUGCCCUCGGUUCCUCCAACCCAACCGAGACCGACCCACGGAUAUCCAACUACGCAGAACUGCUUCAACAAGAAAUACUUUCCACAAAGCCAAACUCCGAUUCUUACUCGCCUCUUCAAACCGUGUUUUUUGGUGGUGGCACGCCUUCUUUAGUAUCUCCAAGGAUAGUUUCGUCGAUUUUGGAUACGUUGAAGCUUAAGUUUGGACUCUGUAAGAAUGCUGAGAUAUCAAUGGAAAUGGAUCCUGGAACUUUUGAUGAUAAGAAAAUGGAGGAGUUGAUGGGGUUGGGUGUAAACAGAAUAUCACUAGGAGUGCAAGCGUUUCAAGAUGAGUUGCUUAAAGCUUGUGGCAGAGCACAUGGAAUUGAGGAAGUUUACCAGGCAAUUGAGAUUAUUAGAUCAUGUGGGAUUGGGAAUUGGAGUUUAGAUCUUAUCUCUUCUCUCCCUCACCAGACUCCACAAAUGUGGGAACAGAGCUUGAGCCUUACUGUCCAAGCACAACCUAAGCAUGUAUCUGUAUAUGAUUUGCAAGUUGAACAAGAAACAAAAUUCGGAAUCUUGUAUACUCCAGGCGAGUUUCCUCUGCCAUCUGAAAUUCAGUCUGCUGAUUAUUAUAGAAUGGCUUCACGGAUGCUUUCUGAUGCUGGUUAUAGUCAUUACGAGAUUAGCAGUUAUUGCAAAGAUGGGUUUGAAUGCAAGCAUAACUUUAUAUACUGGAAGAACAAGCCUUUCUAUGGUUUUGGCCUUGGCUCUGCUAGUUAUGUUAAUGGAGUAAGGUUUUCGAGGCCGAGGAAGAUGAGAGAAUACAUGAAUUAUGUGCAGAACUUGGAGAAUGGGACAGUGGAUUGUAGUGGUAAUGGCAAUCGUGAUGCCAAGGACUUGGCCCUGGAUGUUGUGAUGCUUUCAUUCAGAACUGCAAGAGGCCUUGAUUUAAGGUCUUUUGCAGAUGCAUUUGGUAGCUCACUUGUUUAUUCUCUCUGCAAGGUUUAUAAACCUUAUAUAGAGAGUAGGCAUAUGGUUGGCUUAGAUAAGGAGAGAAGAGCCAUGACUGCAGAUGAAUUCAAUACUCUGUUCACUUGUGAAGAUGAGAUAGGGAGUCGGUUAGCUUAUAUUAGGCUCAGCGAUCCAGAUGGUUUCCUGCUGUCAAAUGAAUUAAUAUCCCUCGCAUUUGGAGUCAUAGCUCCCUAGAACUCCAAUAUCCAAACUUGUUGGAAGUGAAUCUGGCAGAUGAUCUAAAGGCUUAAGAGCGUUUCUAAAAUAAUUCCAUUUUUCUAUUGUUCCCAAGGUCACCUGUAGAAAAAGAAGGUAUUUUCUCUCCAACACUAUGGGAAAAGCAACUUGUCUUUGGACUAGUUACGACUCGAUGGAUUAUAAACAAACUUAGGAGGCUAGCUGGAAGAAAUGAACAAUUUGACCGACUAAGCAUGGCUAUUUGUGUUGAAGAUACAAUACAAGUGAUGGAGGAAAUAGAAAAAUUGUUUACUUUGAGAACCCUGAGUUAGCUUACGUGGAUGCAUUUUCAAGAAAAUUUUCCCAGUGGAAGUCGAUCUGCUACAGCUGGAAUCACUGGUGGUUAUAAAUAAAAAGAAAAAAAAAACUGAUAUUUCAUGCAUAGAGUGACAGCGCAAUUUAGUUAAAUUUGCAAUUGAAGUUUGGCUUUAGAUGAAGCAUCGGUGCUCUUAGAGAGAUUUGUGAAAUGAUGAAUGCUUGAAGGCCGUUUUAAGGACCACGGGUUCCCCCAAGUAAGCAUUAGCAUAAUAUACAUAUAACGGCUCAGUAAAAGAUUGACAAUAAAGCACGCAUUGUGGAAAAUGCAGACUGCCAUCACUUGUAAUACAUGGAUUUGGAAAGACCAGGUUCAGUCAUUUCUGAGAAAACAAUCACAAUUAAGCAUCAAAUAGCAAGUCAAAACUGUUACAAAAGAGUUGGAUACUUGGUGUAUUCAGAUGUCAGUAUUAGACGGGCACAAAAGAGCAGCUGGAUGCCAUUAAAGAGAUCCAAAUGCCAAUGCAAGGUCAACUACGUUCCACCUCCUGGUCAACUUGUCUACAGACAAUCUGUCCGCUUGAGUCCUUUAACCAAGUCCUAUGUAUUUACAAGAUAUUUGAUGGUCCUAUAUGGAGAAGAAAGUGCUUAAGGAUGCCUGCAAGAAAUCUAUUAGUUACUCAAUUUCCAUUAAAUGCUUGUGUAAAUAUAUAUUCUUUGAUAGUGGCAUGAAUGAAUCAAACAUCAAAUGCAUUUGGUCUCUCUUAUUUU
Molecule: messenger RNA, 2877 nt
Organism: Ricinus communis (castor bean)
Lineage: Eukaryota; Viridiplantae; Streptophyta; Magnoliopsida; Malpighiales; Euphorbiaceae
Product: heme chaperone HemW
Exons: 2
Coding region: 373-1809 (478 amino acids)
Biological process (GO): porphyrin-containing compound biosynthetic process
Cellular component (GO): cytoplasm
Molecular function (GO): 4 iron, 4 sulfur cluster binding; coproporphyrinogen oxidase activity
Source: RefSeq, a predicted model, not a curated record